AAGACGUCUUCCGAACCGCCUGAGCAGGAGCCGGAAUCGCUCCUCCGGCCUGGAGCCGGAAGCGGAAGCGCUGUCGGUGUUACCCUCCAUCUUUUCCGGCGCGAGCUUCGGGAGUUUGAGUUCCGUUGCUCCGCAAAGGUGGUGCCCGGUAGGCGGCCAGGGAGAGGCGGGCUUGGCCCACGGCGGCGGCGCUUCCUCGGCCUCUGCGGACCGCGAGCGCGACCCGUAUCUCCGCCGCGCGGCUGGUUCCGUCCUGCGUCCUCAGGAACUGGCGGGUCCGGCACCUUCAGAUGAGUGCAGGAAUGCAAGUCACCAUGUAAAAAGAGGAAAGAUCACCACUGGCCCCUUAUAUGUAUAAAUUGCCUAGACGUGUCCUUCAAAUUCUGGAAGAGAGUGUUCCAGUGUAUUUCACCAUCAUCCUUUCAUGAUGGAAGCCAUCAGUUUGUCCCACGGUUUAUUUUCUAGGGACCCAAGCUACUUUCAUCGUGAAAAGACAGAGAUGGACAGGAUAGUAUCCGACUGCCUGACAAGUAGUUACCAGGAGUUAGUGACCUUUGAGGAUGUGGCUAUAGACUUCACCCAGGAAGAAUGGACUUUAUUGGACACAAAACAAAGGAACCUUUACAGAGAGGUGAUGCUGGAGAACUACCAGAACCUGGCCACAUUAGGAUGUCAGCUCAUCAAACCCAUCUCAAGCUCUUGUUUGGAGACAGAAGAGUUUGGAGUAAUCGACAGAGGAGUUCACCAAGAAUGGGCUAUGCGACUUAACACCAGAGGGACAACGUUUCAGUUAAAAAUGUCAAAUGAGACACAGCUGUCAAAUAGCUAUGAUGGAAAGGAGCUCUGUGACUUUAAGCCACCUGGAGAAAUCAUCAAAGAGCCUUCAUGUAGUCCGGCACACAUAGGUAUUGAAAACAGAGGAAACAUUUAUGAUUGUGUUCAGCAUGGACAAGCCUUUCCUGUGCACCCUGACGAAGCCUCUUCUGCAGACAAAGGUCCUGAGUUAAGCCAGUGUGGAAAAGACACCAGUCUGGCUGCAAGUGCUGCUUACCAAACAACAUGUAAACCAGCCAAAGUCCUCAAAUCUAGUGAAUUUCAGCAAGCCCUUAAGACAUGUGAAGGCAGACUCUUUAAAUGGGCACAGUGUGGUGAUGCUUUUAACCCACCUAUGAGCCAUGCUGGGAAUGGGCAAACAUGCACUGGAAAAAAACCCUAUGAAUGUAAGGAAUGUGGGAAAAGUUUUAAAUAUUCUGCCAACCUUAAUAUUCAUAGGCGUACCCACACUGGUGAAAAACCUUAUGAAUGUAAGGAGUGUGGAAAAACCUUUUCUAGGUGUUACCCACUAACUCAGCACUUAAAAACUCACACUGAAGAGAAACCCUUUGAAUGUAAGGUUUGUGGAAAAUGCUUUAGAAAUGCCUCAUGCCUUAAUGAUCACUUUCGGGUUCACACUGGAAUAAAGCCCUAUAAAUGUAAGGACUGUGGCAAAGCCUUCACGGGGCGCUCUGGUCUUAGUAAACAUUUACCAACACACACUGGAGAGAAGCCUUAUGAGUGUAAGGAAUGUGGGAAAGCCUUCACGUCAACCUCAGGCCUUAUUAAACAUAUGAAAAGUCACAUGGGGGAGAGACCCUUUGAGUGUGACCACUGCGGCAAAGCUUUUGCUUCUUCCUCAACCCUUAUUACACAUUUGAGAACACACACUGGAGAGAAGCCCUUUGAGUGUAAAGUUUGUGGGAAAGCGUUUACAUGUUCUUCUUACCUUCAUAUUCACAUGCGGACUCACACUGGAGAGAAGCCCUAUGUAUGUAAAGAAUGUGGCAGAGCCUUCACUGAGCGCACAAGCCUUACUAAGCAUUUACGAACACACACUGGAGAAAAUCCCUUUGAGUGCAAUGUGUGUGGAAAAGCAUUUGCAUGUUCUUCCUACCUUCAUAAUCACAUGCGAACUCAUACUGGAGAGAAACCUUACAUGUGUAAGGAAUGUGGGAAAGCCUUCGCUGUUUCUUCACAUCUAAGUAAACAUGUAAGGAUCCACACAGGAGAGAAACCCCAUAAGUGUGAGGAAUGUGGGAAAGCUUUCACUGUGCGUUCUGGUCUCACAAAACAUAUACGAACUCACACUGGGGAGAAGCCCUAUAACUGUAAAGAAUGUGGGAAAGCCUUUACUACAUCUUCAGGCCUCCUCGAACAUAUAAGAAGUCACACAGGAGAGAAACCGUAUGAAUGUGACCAGUGUGGGAAGGCCUUUGCUUCUUCCUCCUAUCUUAUUGCACACCUGAGAAUUCAUACUGGAGAGAAGCCCUUUGAGUGUAAUGUGUGUGGGAAAGCGUUUACAUGUUCCUCCUACCUUCACAUUCACAUGCGAACGCACACUGGAGAGAAGCCCUAUGGAUGUAAGGAGUGUGGGAAAGCUUUUGCUGUUUACUCACAUCUCAGUAAACAUGUACGAGUUCACAGUGGAGAGAAGGCCUAUAAAUGUAAAGGUUACGGAAUAGCUUUCAGUAGUUCUCAUCUUACAGAACACAUGGAAACCCUAGAGAUAAAUUCUUUGAUUGGAAGGAAUGGAGAGACUGCUUUAGAAAGUUCUGUUACUUUAGGAGUACAUUCAAAUUCACAGUGGAAAGAAAGUUUAUCAGUAUAAGCCAUUUGUAAAGUGAUUAUUUAUAUAAUAUUUGACUUCAAAGAUAUGAAACAAUUGAAGUUGCAUAGAUGCCUUGUGAACUGAAAAGAGUGGGAAGUCAUCAGAAUGCUCAAAAUCCAGUUCACAUGAGCCCACUUUGAAGCUAGCUAUACAAUGUCAGAAAGAUGGAAAGCCUUCACUGUGUCAUGGAUUUUUUUUUUUAUAAGUCUGGUAGAGAAACUCUUGAUACAAUGUGGAAAAUUGUAUUUCUGCUCAGUGCUUUGAUUACCUACAGUACUACAGUGGAGGACUUUGGGAAAGUAAGAAAUGUUAGAAAGUAAUUAUUUACAUUAGUUAUCAACAUUCAGUAAGCGUGAAAAUUGCUUCUAUGUCUUAAGACCUUGUAUACUAGCAGAAACUUGGCUUUCUUGAUAGUUUUAUAAAUUUGUUUUGACCAUUUUUUGCAUUUUCAAUACUUGAGAUAUUUUAAUAUUUUCACUUAAUGACUUCCCAGUGUUAAUAUUGAUUCAAGAUGUACAAAAUUCUGUGGAAUAUAUGUAUAUAAAGCAAUUAUCAGGAUAAUUAAAAUGUGAUGUAGUAAUUUUGGUAUUAUGAAGCACUUUUUACUGCCUUAGAAAAUCCAGGUGGUUCUGGUCAUCAUAUUGUGUUUAAAUACAAAUAAAAGUGGUUCAAAGAAAAAAAAAAAGAAAAUCCAGGUGGAGAACAUUGUUAAUUAUAUUCAUCAGCUGCACUCUUAAGUUACCUUUCUUGUAACUGAAAGUAUAUAACCUUUAACAAUAACUCAUAAACAUUAACUCUUAGCUCUUGAUAACCACAACUACAAUUUUCUUCUGUUUGACUAUAUCCCCUUCUUUUAAAGACAGGAUCUCACUAUGUAGUUCUGACUGUCCUGGAAUUCACUAUGUGAACCAGCCUGGCCUUGAACUCACAGAGAUCGUCUGCCUCUCAAGUGCUAGGUUUAAAUGCAUACACCACCUCACCCAGCUACACUCCGUAUUUGAAUAUGAUAAUGUAUUUUUAAUUUUUGUGCCUGGUUUAUUUUCAUAACAAAAUGUCUUUAGUUUUAUCCCUGUUAUCUUGCAUGAAAGAAUUUUUUAAAAAGAGGGUAGACAGUCUACUUUUUAUGCACACUCAAAAUUUUUGUAUGUAUGUAUAUAUGUGAUGUGUUUGUAUGCAUCUGUUUUUAUGAAUGUAGGCUCUACAAUGUACAUGUAGAGGUCAGGAAAACUUUGGAUUUCAUGCUAGACUUCCACCUUAAGACAGAGUCAAUUUCUCAUCUCCCCAGCCCCUAUGAAAGUUUCUUUACACAAAGGAACAUUUAGGUCAUUUCCAUACUGUAUUGUUGGAAACAAAUUGAACUGCUACACUGAACAUAGAUUACAGAUAUCUCUGUAAGCAUUUCUUGAGUGUAUGCCCAUAAUUAGUUUGUUGGAUUAUUUAGUUGGUGUAUAUAUAGUUUUAUGAGGAGCUUCAAUACCGUUUUCCAGAUAGCUCUACUAGUUUUUAUUCUAUUCAAAAUGAUAAUUUAUGUAAACAUUUUUUUAACAUUUUUAUCUUUAUUAUUUAGAUGCCUUUUAUUUCUCUUACUCAAUUGGCUCAACUUACAGAAUUAUGAUGGAUAUAAGUUCCAAGCAGGGAUACUGUUGUUCUUGAUUUUAAAGGAAAAGCUCUGGAGUUUUCACUGAGUGUGUUGACUGCCACUGACUUUUCAUACAUAUAUAGUCACUGAUAAAUUUGUGUACAUCCUCUAUAUAUUAAAUUUGUUGAGAGUAUUAUGAAAGAGUAUUGACUUUUUAAGUGCUGUUUAUUUUGUAAUUUUCUCUAUUGUGAUUUAUUUAUUCUAUUAUGUGAUGUGUGACACUUGA
This is a messenger RNA of Chionomys nivalis (European snow vole), 4509 nucleotides long. Its product is annotated as zinc finger protein 883-like. The transcript is spliced from 7 exons. Gene Ontology annotation, biological process: regulation of DNA-templated transcription. The coding region runs from base 425 to 2644 and encodes 739 amino acids. NCBI's taxonomy places the organism in Eukaryota, Metazoa, Chordata, Mammalia, Rodentia, Cricetidae. Gene Ontology annotation, molecular function: DNA-binding transcription factor activity, RNA polymerase II-specific; RNA polymerase II cis-regulatory region sequence-specific DNA binding. The record is from RefSeq and is a predicted model, not a curated record.